GUUCCCACACUUUAGUGUUUCCCAUUCUGAAGUUCUGCUGUAUUUACAUUACACGAUCACCAAAAAGCAGAAAUUUACUCCGGAUUCUUCUCUCUUGAAUUUGAUUCCUGGAAUAUUCCCCGAACGAGCAAACGACGAAGAUCUCGUAGAUUCACAAUCGAGUUCGACAGAGAAUCCUACUGCGUAAACAAUGUUUACAUCUGGAUUCAAAUUACCAGUAACCUCUAGUAGUCCCCACAACACUGUGGUUUCUCCAACUCACAAUACAUGGAAUCAACAUCCACCGGAAUCAAUGCCUUGGGGUCCUUUACCACAGCACAGAGUUACAAGGUUUUCAGGUGAAUUAGACACACAAUCGUCAUGCACUGCAGUUUCAAAUGAACCAAUGUUACUUUGGAACACCCCCCAGGACAACUGGAAAUUAAUGCCAUUAGCUUCACCCAUAAAAAGAAAAAUUGAAGAUCCUUGUGAAGAACAAGUUAGAAAACAGCUUAUAACUGAAGACAAAAUUUCUGCACACUUGAGUCAACUUCAAAUAGGAUCCCCCACAGUGGAACAUACCAACUGUAGAUUAGAUAAUAUGGAAGAGGAUAGUACACCCACCACAACCUGUUUAGAAGGUUUAAAAAUUGAUUCCUGCUCCAAGUUAGUGCUUUCCGAAGAAAUUCUUAACUUCCAGCGCGAAAAUAGCAUCCCUGCAUCUCUUCUUGAAAACUUUAACAAACCUUCAAUGGCAGUUGUUUUAUGGCAGCCGAGGAACACUGUUCACCAGCUCGUUACCAGUUCAACAGAAGAACAGUCUUGCAGGGCGGCUUUAGAAGAAAAUCCUUCUAAUGGCUUGGAGCUUCACGAAGACGAAAGCAACAACAAUGAGCCAAUUGAUAACUUUAACUUAAAUGAGAUGGCUAGCCAAUCGGAUCUCGAAAUGGAUGAUGAUCUCUAAUCACAUUUUUAUUUUUUGAAUUUGUAUGUUAAUUUUGAUAAAAUAAAGCGUUUUUGUCGGUGAA
This is a messenger RNA of Daphnia pulicaria, 1007 nucleotides long. RefSeq lists its product as uncharacterized. Lineage: Eukaryota; Metazoa; Arthropoda; Branchiopoda; Diplostraca; Daphniidae. The transcript has 7 exons. The coding region runs from base 191 to 943 and encodes 250 amino acids. The record is from RefSeq and is a predicted model, not a curated record.